Messenger RNA from Caenorhabditis angaria, 2937 nucleotides. The record is from the annotation of a GenBank genome assembly. NCBI's taxonomy places the organism in Eukaryota, Metazoa, Nematoda, Chromadorea, Rhabditida, Rhabditidae.
AUGGUCAUGACAUUUGGGGUGCUAACGGAUGUAUGCACCAGAUUUUUUGAAUUCUCAAAAAAGUGAGAAUGAAAAAAACAGUACACGCGAAAUUACGAUUUUUUUAUUUUGAAAUCAUUUUCAUUUUGUUUUAUUUUUUUAUUGAAAUGUUUUUACAACUUAACAAAACCCCACUGCAAAACCGAAAAGAGAAAACCAAAAUACAGUAGACUUCGCGGCUGCUUUGAUCUUUUUUAUUGAAAAAGGAAAAAUUUGGAUUUCUAGGCCAUAUCGGUUCUCUACCAACGGUCACAAAAUUUCGGACUGACAAUAUAAGAAAGGUGUAAUCCGAUAUUUUUGGUUCAUAACUAGCGCAGUUCAUCUCCCAAAACCAGAUUUUUCAGGCCGAUUGGACAAAUGUCUAUUUCAUCAUAACAAUUGCCAGCACAAUUGCAAUGUUUAUGGUAAAUGCGAUCUCAAACAGCCAAGUUCGUGGCGAAUCUCUUCACGAAGGACUUUUGGGAACAAAAGGAUCGCGUUUGUGGUUGAUGGCUGCAUUCGUGAUUUUGUUCUCGGAUUAUGUUUUGAGACAAGGAGAUCAUGAUGUUUGGCCGGGUAAGCGGUUUUUGAGGGGGGAAUUUAUUGUUUCAAAUUUUUAUGAGGUUUUUUCAUUGGGCUCUGUUUUGAUUGUGAAAAUGAUUUCAUUAGAAUUAAUUUAGUGAUUCAAAAAUUGUUUCAAUAGAUUUUCAAAAAAUAUCAAAUAAACUUGGAUUUGAAAAUUUUAUUGAGAAAAAUUUACUGUUUCAAAAACAAAUUAAAAUCAGGAAAACCAGACUGAUUUCAAUUUGAUUCUUCUGAUUCAAAAAAAAAUAAGUAGAUAACAUUUUUUUUUCCAAAAAAAAACUCACUGUUUCAACAGUUUGAGCAUUGAAUUUUCAUGAAAUGAAAAUUGCUUUGAUCAAUUUCUUCUCAACAUUAAUAAUUUUCACUAUUUUUUUCAAAGAUUCAUAAAGUUUCACUGUUUCAAAAUAGAAACUAUGUAGAGAUAUAUUUUGAUGCGACCUCCUAGAAAUUCACUGUUUCAAAAUUGUGAUGAAUUAAAACUUGAGUUGAAAUUUACAAUGUGGCUCCUUCACAUAUUUUCACUGUUUCAAAAAAUUGUGAAUUAUUUUUGGGUGAAAUUUGAGUUUGAUUAGUCUAGUUUUGCUGUUCCAAGAAAAUAUUGAACCAUUCGAAGUAUUUUCAAAAUUAAAUUUAGUCUGAAAAAAAAAAUCACUGUUUCAGAAAAUGUGUGUUUCAAAAAAUCAGGUGAAAAUAUCUAAAUAUCUAUUAAACGAGGCACCAAGUUCAGAAAAAAAAAUUUAUGUUUUGAAAAAAAAAAUUUACUGUUUCAAACAAAUUAAUUAAUUUAGCUGUUCCAGAAAAUGUUAAUUCGAUCUUGACAUAGAAUUAUUAUAAUUUGUUAUCUGAAGUUCAAAUUUCGAAAAAUACACUGUUUCAAAAAAUUUCUAAAGUAUUUUUGGGAAGAAUAGGGUUUGAUUUUUGCAAAACUACAAAACCUUUUUUUAAAAAGGAUAGGGGCUGUUAGCCCCCAGGCGUAACAGUCUUCUCAUUUAUUUCAGUUUCACUUUUUUCUGUGAUUAUUGUCCACAGAACAUUGACUUACAAUCAAAUUUAUAGAAAAUUUCAAAUUUUUUGAUCAAAAAAUGACUCGUGGCAAAAUCUGGAAGGCUUCCUAAUUUUGCCAUGGAUGACGUCAUCAAUAAAUUUUUCGAAAAAAGACUUUUUUAAUUAAUUUUUUGAAUUAAAUGUACUCGUAAGAGGUAAAUCAUACGAAUUACAAUCAAAUUUAUAGAAAAUUUCAAUUUUUUUGAUCAAAAAAUGACUCGUGGCAAAAUCUGGAAGGCUUCCUAAUUUUGCCAUGGAUCAAGUCAUCGAUAAAUUUUUCGAAGAAAACCUUUUUUAAUUAUUUUUUUGAAUUAACUGUACUCGUAAGAAAGGUGUAAUCCGAUAUUUUUGGUUCAUAAUGAACGUGUCCCACUUAAAAACACAUACGUGGCAAGCAAAAAGGAAUAUAAAAAUAGAGAGAAAUUGGAAAAAGGUAUCAGUUUAUAGAAUAACAAUUUAGUAAAUAAACUCAAAUUGAGCACAAAAAUGGAUGAUAGUCCUGGAAAAGUGAGUUUUGCUAUUUAGAUUUGUUGGAAAUGUUUAUGAUAAUUUUUGCAGCAAGAUAAAGAUAAAGAAAAUGUGGCUGAAACUCAAGAUGUGACACAUGACAAAGAAAAAGAGAAAGAGCAGGAAAAAGAAGACGAGAAAGAAAAGGAGAAAGAGAAAAAGGAGGAUUCUGAAGAUUCUGGGAAGAAAGAUAAAAAGGAAAUUGCGGCGAAGAGUGUUCAAAAACAUAAUAAAUCACAUGAUCAUGAUUCGGAUGAGGAAAAAGAAAAGGAAAAAGAAAAAGAGAAAGAGAAAGAAGAGGAAAAGAAAGAUAAAAAGAAAAGUGAAAAAGAGGAGGAAAAAUCAGAUCCGAAGAAGAAAACAACAUCAAUUCGAAAGCAAGAAUCAGUUCGAAAUGAUACUGGAUCAAUCCAAAAAACAUCUUCGAAUAGAAAAAAAGAUGAAAAAGAUGGAGAUAAGAAAAAAAGAGAAAAAUGCGAAGAAAAAGAAAGGAAAAAAGAAAGGAAGUAAGAAUAAAACAUCAAUUCGAGAAGAUACUUCAGUUAGAGAACCGCCCAAAUUGAAACAUAAACUUGCGACUCCGAAAAAUGAGACGGAAUUGGAAUUGUUGGAAUUGGAACCACCUUUGAGUACACAGUGUAAAUUAAUGGAAGAGUAUAAGGUUUGUGAAUACUGUAUGUGAUUGGUCAAAAAUUAUCAAAAUUUUUUCAGAUGAUACUCGAACAACUUUACAUGUUUUUUAAUUGGAAUGAUGCGUCGUGGAAAUGGCACAACUGGAUUUGA